Molecule: messenger RNA, 3925 nt
Organism: Protobothrops mucrosquamatus (brown spotted pit viper)
Lineage: Eukaryota; Metazoa; Chordata; Lepidosauria; Squamata; Viperidae
Gene: FRK
Product: fyn related Src family tyrosine kinase
Exons: 8
Coding region: 361-1920 (519 amino acids)
Biological process (GO): innate immune response; protein phosphorylation; cell differentiation
Cellular component (GO): extrinsic component of cytoplasmic side of plasma membrane
Molecular function (GO): signaling receptor binding; ATP binding; non-membrane spanning protein tyrosine kinase activity
Source: RefSeq, a predicted model, not a curated record
UUUUUUUGGCUCCCAAGAGAAUGGCUCAGGUCUUUCUGAAUUAUCAGAAGAGGAAGUGAAAAAUUCCCCUGACACCAAGAUUUGCUUUUCAUUGCUCAGGUUUCAAUCCUGAGCGAGUAGCUGCAAGACGAGGAAGAAACUUGGUGAAGAUUUUUUUGUUUUUAGAAAUUGAGAGGAAAGAAGUAAGCGGAUCUUCCCCAAUCCCAGCAAAGUCUCUUCGCUUUUAUCUUGUUCAAAGGGCUUGAAGGAUGAGUUUGGAAAUGACAGAUAAUGAAGAAAAUAGCUUUCAAGGAUUUGUGAAUGCAUAACAGGGGACAGGAGGAAAAAAAAAGGUGAAGAAAUUGAAGCUGGCAAGUCAGUAUGGGGAACUGCUGCCAGAAGAAUUGUGCCAGUCUGGAGUCCUACGUGCUCUGGCUUUUCAAAGUUUGUGAUUGCAGGUCAGGAGGUAAGACGGUGUCAGGCGAUGAUACAAAUGGCUCUCCGGUAGGACCACCGAUAUCACUCCCACUCAGAACAGUAGAUCAGACCUGCAGAUUUGUUGCUUUGUUUCCUUACCAAGCCCGGACUGAAGAUGAUCUGAGUUUUCAACCUGGAGAUAAGCUUGAAGUGCUGGAUACCUCUCAGGAGGGCUGGUGGUUUGCCAAACUGCUUGUGGAGAAUGGUCUUGCCAGACCUGGACAAAAGCUGCAAGGCUAUAUCCCAGCGAACUAUAUUGCACCUGACCAGAGUAUUGAAGCUGAACCGUGGUUUUUUGGAGCUAUGAAACGAGCAGAUGCUGAGAAACAACUCCUUUAUCAUGAGAAUGAGACAGGAGCCUUCCUAAUCAGAGAGAGUGAAAGUCAAAAGGGUGAAUUUUCCCUUUCAGUUUGGGAUGGAGCAACUGUGAAGCACUACCGAAUCAGAAAGAUGGACCAUGGUGGUUUUUUUCUGACACGGAGGGCAACAUUUCACACUUUGAAUGCUUUUGUCAAGCACUACAGUAAAUCCAGCGAUGGGCUGUGUGUAAGGCUUGGGAGGCCUUGCAUUAAGACAGAAGUCCCAACACCAUAUGAUUUAUCAUAUCAAACUGUAGAUCACUGGGAGAUUGAUCGGAAUUCUCUACAACUUUUAAAAAGAUUGGGUUCUGGGCAAUUUGGCGAGGUCUGGGAAGGAUUAUGGAAUAACAGAACACCAGUGGCAGUUAAAACAUUAAAACCAGGUUCAAUGGAUCCAAAAGACUUCCUCAGGGAGGCACAGAUAAUGAAGAAUUUGAGACACCCUAAGCUUAUACAGCUCUAUGCUGUUUGCACUUUACAGGAUCCAAUUUAUAUUGUUACAGAGCUGAUGAGACAUGGGAGUCUGCUAGAAUAUCUCCAAAAUGAUGCAGGUUCCAGAAUCCAUGUGCCAGAACAGGUAGAUAUGGCAGCUCAAGUGGCCUCUGGAAUGGCUUACCUGGAAUCCCAAAAUUACAUCCACAGAGAUUUGGCAGCAAGGAAUGUCCUGGUUGGUGAGCACAAUGUUUACAAAGUGGCAGAUUUUGGACUUGCACGGGUUUUUAAGGUAGAAAAUGAAAAUGUCUAUGAAGCCAAACAUGAAACAAAGCUCCCAGUGAAAUGGACGGCUCCUGAAGCAAUUCGCUCGAAUAGGUUUAGCAUUAAAUCCGAUGUCUGGUCUUUUGGAAUACUCAUUUUUGAAAUAAUCACUUAUGGAAAAAUGCCCUAUGCAGGUCUGAUGGGUUUUCAAGUGCUCCAGAAACUGGAUCAAGGGUACAGAAUACCUCAACCAGCUAAUUGUCCUCUAGAGUUGUACAACAUUAUGCUACAGUGUUGGAACGUCGAACCCAAUGAACGACCAACCUUUGAAACCUUGCACUGGAGAUUAGAAGAUUAUUAUGACAUGGAUUCCACAUCUUAUGCAGAUGCAAAUACUUUUAUAGAUUGAAUGAAUACAUAUUGCUACUGCUCAAGAACAACUUUCCUUUAGGAAUUUUUAAAAAUCAUUUCAAGUCAAAGUUGUAGAAUGAAGAUAAAUUUAUCUGUGUACAUGUGUGUGUGUGUGUGUGUACAUAUACAUAUAUGCACACACAUACAAAUACACACCCAUACACAUAGGUGCAUACUCUCUGCACUGGGACUAGAAGAAAGAAAACCUUUUUUGUAAGAAUAAUGCAUUUGUUAGGCUAUUACAUGCUACAUCAAACAAAAGCUGCUAUUUUCACCAAAGUAACUGUGAGAUCAAUCUAACCUCAGAGUAGAUAAAUGGUGAGCUUAAAAUAGUGGCGAAUGCCAAGGAAUGUGUGUUUAUUAAAAUCUGUGACAUUAUGCCACAGUCUUGAUGGCAGUCAUUUGUACUGUCAGAUUAAGAAUACUGAAACAGGCAGGAUCUUUUUCUCUCUCUCUGCUGUACAAUGAAGUUAUUCUUCUAUUUAUUAUUUAAACAAAAGAUAGUAAAGAACACAAAUCAUAAACAGCCGCCACACAAGAGGCGUUGUAACACUAGUUUUAAUACUUCAGAAUGAUUAUGCAUUAUUCUCCAGAUUCCACAAGUAAUCUGUUAAAUCACAUUGAUUUGUUUUUAUGAAAGUAUGUGAUUGUGCUUAUGGAUAAUCUAUCCAUAAAAAUGCUUUGUCUCCUUUUCUAUACAUAUUUCUAUACAUAUUUCCCUUUUCUAUACAUAUACUGCAGCUACAAUUCUGGCCAUCCUGAAUUAGAGGUUGGGAUUGCACCCAUGCAAUGGAUAUGUAUUUACUUUAGGGAAAAAAAGAGAGUUUACCUGGGGAAACACAAUCUGCACAGAUAAUGGGCUUCUUUUGCAGUCAAGUGAUGCGCUUCAGUUCAUAAAUAUAGUCUUUGUAAUUUUAUAACAAUCAAAUAGUACACAACUGUAUAUGCAUUAGAGUGCCAGCCUCUACUUCUUUUAACAGGCUCUCAAUAAGGAUCAGCUGCCUCCAAGCAGUGAUUUCAAAUAAUUCUGUCAACCAAUUUUCUGAUAUAGAUGGAUUUCUGUUUUUAUUUGUCUGAUCAUGGACCACAAUGCUGAUUGUAUUGGGGCCACUCAUCCUUUUUAUGAAAUGCCUGCUUGAGGUACUUAGAUUGUACUUCUAGGAAUGUAAAAAAAAUCUAAAUGUAAAACAUUGGCAUGUUAAAUAAAACUCCAGAUAGAAGUACUAUUUGUUAGACAUCUAGCUUAUUUUUUUUCAUUGUGCAUUCUUUUAGUUUGUCUUAUUGAGAACCAUGCUGCCAGUUAUUUUUGGCAAAUCAUUUUCUAUAAAUGGCAAAUCCAUGAAAGUCUACUUUUUGACACUAAAAAAAGAAAGUAUAUUCUACUUUCUUGAGAUUGUGUAUAACUUCUACAGGUAUUAUCAGAGAUCAGACUUGCGUGUUGGAAGCAUCACCCUUUGAUAUGGUAAUAAAAAUCACUUGCAGUAAAAAUAAAAUAUAGAUUGAAAUCUUCCUCUCACAUUAGCUACAUUUAUCUUUUAUAAUAAUAACUUUAUACUAAACAAUUCUUUUAUGAUGAACAAAUCUCUUCUAAAUGUGACAUCAUUCAAUGAACUUGAUUUCUGAAGCCUUGGAUGUAAAUCUAAGGUUCUACAUUUCAAUUUUUUACUGGGGUCACUGAAAAAAGAACGCCAGUCAGUUAUUUGGAGAGGGACAAGACUACUCAGUACAAUGCCAAUGCGGAGAAGGUGGCAUAACACCAGUAAAGCCAUUAUCUAUGAACAAAAAAUGUCACUGGUUUGCUUUGUUUCUUUUCUGCUGUGGUGCUAGGAAAGGUACCACUAUCGGCAACUGCAUAUUCAGUUUUACACCAUUCUAAAAAAAAAUAAAAUUGUCCUCCAUUCUCAAUAUUGUAUCAAAGAGAUGUAUUUAAUUGGCAGUGAGAAACUGCUUAUAAAAAUGUAGCCUUACUCACAUAAAUUGUUGAAUGUACUCGUGCUAUAUUU